UCGUUCCGAGCCCGUGCCGCCCGCGUGCCGGCACGGCCCAUGCCCAUGUUUAGUGGAAACACCCUUGGUCACGUGGGUCCCGUGACCUAGCUAAAAAAAAAAAUAAAAAAAAUUGAAAAAACAAAAAAGCUGAACGAAGGAAUUGAAAGGGGAAAAAUCAAAACAUUGACAUAAUACUCCGUAACAUACUCUUCUCGCUACACUGACACCACUGAUUCGCUGUCUCCUACCACCGCACCGCCCCGCCGGCCGCCGCAACUUCCACCCAUCUCCGUCCGCAUAGCUUCACUCCACUCCUACAACCUUCUUGUGUGCCCUUAGACUCUUCUAUCUUUUAACUACUGCAUUGAUGCUGAUCUACUCAAACCCAAAGAAAAGGCCAAGACCUGAUUGGCAAAAGGCCAUUGCCAUUGAGGAAGCAUGUAAGAAGAAAUGUAGUUGUUGAGGUUGAUGGGGAGAGUCCGAGUGACAAUCAUCUCAUUAGAAGAAGUUGGGAUGACAUGGACCAUGAAAUAUUGGUUAGCAUUAUGAAGCGAUUGGGUCUGAAUAUGCUUCUCCUGUCAACUUGCUUAGUGUCCAAGUCCUGGCUCAAUGCCACCCUCGAUGCACUCUUCCCACCAUGCCAUGCCUUCGAUUUGCGCGAUUGCUCUGUGUUCAGCACUACAUCUCAUUGCCAAUAUCGGAAGCGCAACAGGUUGUGGAAGAUGAUUGAGCUUCAUCUCAAUCGCAACCUACCCACACAACAUUAUUAUACAAGUCUUGUACUCCGCCACAGGAACUUAACUAUAUAUGCCUAUCGUUUCAUUGCUCAAAGGUUGCCUUCAAUUACGAGCCUGACUAUCUGCAACAUUGGUUUGCCUAAGCUACUUAAAUUUCGGGAUUUUGCAUCAUGUUGGAAAGGUUUGGUAGAAGUGGAUUGUGAUGCAUCAUGCGUUCGAGGCAUCGGUUUGCUCUGGAAUCAAAUUCAUAAAUUAAAGUUGUAUGGUGAUAUAAAGGUGCAUGAAGCAAUUUCUAUUGCAAAUGAUUUUCCUUGUCUCACACAUUUGUCACUCAAGUAUUGUAAAUUAAGUGACGAUGGUCUAUCACUAAUAUUGGAAGGCCAAAAGAAUCUCACUUACCUUAAUAUGACUCAUGCACGUGUUGGUGGCAAGAGGAAUGCCAAGGAUUGGGAUAAAGACCUUCUAUUGUUGGCAAGCAAGAUCCCACAAUUCUUGAGAUGUGAAAUGGGAAAUUGUUGCUCUUGUUUUCCCUGUUAUCGUCCUUCUUGAAGCGUGAUGCAGUUGAUAUUGCUUGGAAAUUUUAGCAAACUCAGGAUUGAAUUAGGUUUCUUCCAUUGUGAUUAUGUCAUCAGUUUGCUGUUUACUACUAUGAAUUUAAUCUUAAUUGGAUGUCGUUUGAAAUAAAACUAGAUUAAUGCC
Chenopodium quinoa (quinoa) is the source of this 1418-nucleotide messenger RNA. RefSeq lists its product as uncharacterized. Lineage: Eukaryota; Viridiplantae; Streptophyta; Magnoliopsida; Caryophyllales; Amaranthaceae. The transcript has 3 exons. Gene Ontology annotation, molecular function: protein binding. The coding region runs from base 501 to 1268 and encodes 255 amino acids. The record is from RefSeq and is a predicted model, not a curated record.